CUACCCUCCCUGCCGCGCUGUUUACGCCCACGUCUCCGUUUCGUUUCAGUUCGGUUUCCUCCUCCCCCAUUUCUCUCUCUCUCUCUCUCUCACCCAUCAUCAUCGCCACCUCCGUCCGCCUCCAUCCACGAAUUGAAUCCGAGGAUCCGCGGCGGCGGUCGACCAGCCAUGGCGCAUCGGGUGGACAACGAGUACGACUACCUCUUCAAGAUCGUGCUCAUCGGCGACUCCGGUGUCGGCAAGUCCAACAUCCUCUCCCGAUUCACCCGCAACGAGUUCUGCCUCGAGUCCAAGUCCACCAUCGGCGUCGAGUUCGCCACCCGCACCCUCCAGAUAGAGGGGAAGACCAUCAAGGCUCAGAUAUGGGACACUGCUGGGCAAGAGAGGUACCGUGCAAUCACAAGUGCUUACUACAGGGGAGCUGUGGGUGCACUUUUAGUGUAUGACAUCACAAAGAAGCAGACGUUUGAAAACAUCCAGAGGUGGCUUCGUGAACUCCGUGACCAUGCAGACUCCAACAUUGUCAUUAUGAUGGUUGGUAACAAAUCUGACCUUAACCACUUGAGGUCGGUUCCAGAGGAAGAUGGCCAGGCAUUAGCAGAGAAGGAAGGCCUAUCCUUCCUUGAGACCUCGGCACUUGAAGCUCUUAAUGUUGAGAAGGCAUUUCAGACUGUCCUCUCUGAUAUUCAUCAAAUCAUAAGCAAGAAGGCACUUGCUGCCCAAGAGGCAGCAGGCAGUGGGCCUCCGAUUCAGGGAACCACCAUUAAUGUUACCGAUUCAUCUGCAAACACGAGGAGAGGAUGCUGUUCAACCUAGGUGCAAACAAAGAACUGGCGAUGUUGCAAAAGGAAACUCUCAUGCAUGGAUCCUGUGGUACUGUAGGUGUUAUGUAGGUCACUUUGACUCCGUUUGGCCUGUAACUCAGGUGGGGUUGUAAUCACAAUUCAUAUUGCUGCAAAGAAAUUUCCCUUUCAGGUAGAUAUCACGUGUAGUUGCAAAAUUUUGGUAGAGACCAUCGUUUGGCAGACUUACUACAGUUUCAGAGCGAUGUCGUGUUUUCUUUCAGUAUACUUAUCAUCAUAUGGUGUUAAUUAUUGGAAAAGCAAAAUCGGAUGUUUCUUGUA
Messenger RNA from Phragmites australis (common reed), 1124 nucleotides. Its product is annotated as ras-related protein Rab2BV. Bases 169 to 816 code for a protein of 215 amino acids. The record is from RefSeq and is a predicted model, not a curated record. The transcript has 3 exons. Gene Ontology annotation, cellular component: endosome. NCBI's taxonomy places the organism in Eukaryota, Viridiplantae, Streptophyta, Magnoliopsida, Poales, Poaceae. Gene Ontology annotation, molecular function: GTPase activity; GTP binding.